CUAUGAGGCCCCUGCCGCCGGUCGGCGAUGUCCGACUGGAGCUGUCGCCUCCUCCGCCGCCGCUGCCGCUGCCGGCUGUGAGCGGGUCUCCGGUGGGCUCCUCCGGGCGUCUCAUGGCCGCUAGCAGCUCCCUGGUGCCCGACCGGCUGCGCCUGCCUCUCUGCUUCCUGGGCGUCUUUGUCUGCUAUUUCUACUAUGGGAUCCUGCAGGAAAAGAUAACAAGAGGAAAGUAUGGGGAGGGGCCCAAGCAGGAGACGUUCACCUUUGCCUUAACUCUGGUCUUCAUCCAGUGUGUGAUCAAUGCCGUGUUCGCCAAGAUCUUGAUCCAGUUUUUUGACACUGCCAGGGUGGACCGAACUCGGAGCUGGCUCUAUGCUGUCUGUUCUGUCUCCUAUCUGGGUGCCAUGGUCUCCAGCAACUCAGCACUGCAGUUUGUCAACUACCCGACUCAGGUCCUUGGUAAAUCCUGCAAGCCGAUCCCAGUCAUGCUCCUUGGGGUGACCCUCUUGAAGAAGAAGUACCCGCUGGCCAAGUACCUGUGUGUGUUGCUUAUUGUGGCUGGAGUGGCCCUCUUCAUGUACAAACCCAAGAAGGGCGGCGGGGCUGAGGAGCACACGGUGGGCUACGGCGAGCUGCUUCUGCUGCUGUCUCUGACCCUGGAUGGACUGACAGGCGUUUCCCAGGACCACAUGCGAGCUCACUAUCAGACCGGCUCCAACCACAUGAUGCUGAACAUCAACCUUUGGUCCACGUUGCUGCUGGGAGCUGGACUCCUGUUCACUGGGGAGCUCUGGGAGUUCCUGCGAUUUGCCGAGAGGUUCCCCGCCGUCAUCUAUAACAUCCUGCUCUUCGGCCUGUCCAGUGCCCUGGGCCAGAGCUUCAUCUUCAUGACAGUCGUCUACUUCGGGCCCCUGACCUGCUCCAUCAUCACCACAACUCGGAAGUUCUUCACUAUUCUGGCCUCCGUGAUCCUCUUCGCCAACCCCAUCAGCGCCAUGCAGUGGGUGGGCACUGUGCUGGUGUUCCUGGGUCUCGGUCUCGACGCCAAGUUUGGGAAAGGAGCCAAGAAGACCUCCCACUAGGAAGACAGCACCUCCGUCCACAAGCGUUUAAGUUAUUAUCUCACGCGGAGUCUCUUGGGAAGGGAAGAUAGACUCAAUAGUGAUAAGGGACUGGGUUCUGUUUUUGUUUUUGUUUUUUUUUUUAAUUGAAGCAAAAUCACAUAUUCUAAAAAAGCACCUGGAUGUUAA
This is a messenger RNA of Lepus europaeus (European hare), 1250 nucleotides long. RefSeq names its product solute carrier family 35 member B1 (gene SLC35B1). Gene Ontology annotation, biological process: UDP-galactose transmembrane transport. The transcript is spliced from 9 exons. Lineage: Eukaryota; Metazoa; Chordata; Mammalia; Lagomorpha; Leporidae. The record is from RefSeq and is a predicted model, not a curated record. Gene Ontology annotation, cellular component: Golgi membrane; endoplasmic reticulum membrane. The coding region runs from base 3 to 1082 and encodes 359 amino acids. Gene Ontology annotation, molecular function: UDP-glucose transmembrane transporter activity; UDP-galactose transmembrane transporter activity.